This is a messenger RNA of Oncorhynchus gorbuscha (pink salmon), 2759 nucleotides long. Its product is annotated as fatty acid desaturase 6-like. The coding region runs from base 286 to 1473 and encodes 395 amino acids. Gene Ontology annotation, cellular component: membrane. Gene Ontology annotation, biological process: lipid metabolic process. The transcript has 6 exons. The record is from RefSeq and is a predicted model, not a curated record. Lineage: Eukaryota; Metazoa; Chordata; Actinopteri; Salmoniformes; Salmonidae. Gene Ontology annotation, molecular function: oxidoreductase activity, acting on paired donors, with oxidation of a pair of donors resulting in the reduction of molecular oxygen to two molecules of water.
GGAGGGACAUGAGGUAUGCAUGAAAGGCUCCGUUGAGGAAAGAGAGACAGAUCAGCAGAAUUGCUUCUCCAGCUGAGCAACUGGAUAAAACUGCCAAUAAAACUUUGCACCCUGCCAUGCUAACAUCAGUCCAGACCCUUUGUGUUCAGGGUACAAUGUGCAGGCUGAUUUUCUCAGAGUCUGGACGCUGCCUAUGAGUCUGUCCGUACAGCCGCUGGACACACCGAGCAGCCACUUUUAUUUUAGUUUGUUGUCGGUCAGGAGGGAGGCACAAAAGGAGCUGACAUGCAGAAUGUACCAAAGGAGUGGAGGGAAGAACAGAGCGUGGGAGGAGGAAGAGACACAGAUGUUAAACCGUGGGAGGGUAGAGAGGCCUUGUUCCAAAAGAACACCGGUAACUCCAAACAGGACAUGUCCACAGGGAAAGAGAAGAAGAAUGGAGAGAUGAUGAACGGAGGGGGAAAGGGGAUGGAGGGGACGGAUAAAGAGUCGCUGAUGAUGGAGCUGACCCGUCUGGUUCAGAAGACAGUGAAGGAGAGUAGUUGGUGGGAGCGGAGAGGCAUCGACAUCACUAUCCUGGCCCUCUCCUUUCUCCUGCUACCCCCAGCAUUCCUGCUGCUUGGUUCGUCCCAGGCCCUGGUGUUUGUCCUGGGCAUGGUGCUGAUGGGCGUGUCCCAUGCUGUCAUCACCAUCAAGGGCACCCAUCUGGCAAGUCACGGAUCGCUGAGCGAGUCCCCUACCUGGGCCGAUGUCUGGGCUGUGUUUUUCAUAGAGGUGUGUGGGUCUUUCACAGCAAGGGCAGGUGUAACAAGCCACAUUAAGAUGCACCAUGCCCACACCAACGUGAUCGGCCUGGGUGACUCCAGCACCUGGAAGAUACCCUACCUGCCCCGGGGUGUAUACCUGUUCAUUGCCCCCCUGGCUGUACCUGUUAUCACUCCUCUGGUGGCACUAGGUCAGCUGAAGGAGCACUCAAUGGGCCAGGCCCUGAGGACAGUCCUGAUGGUGUUCCUGGGGUUGUACGCUCAGUACUGGCUGUUGAUCCAUGUCUCUGGUUUCCAGUGUCUUUACAGGACCCUCCUCUGUAUGCUGCUCUGCAGGGCUAUGUUCUCCCUGCCCUACAUACACGUUAACAUCUUCCAACACAUCGGCCUGCCUAUGUUCUCCCCGACCCGUCGGCCCAAGAGGAUUUACCAGAUGACCCACGGGGUUCUGAACCUUCCUCGGAACCCCCUGCUGGACUGGAUCUUCGGACACUCCCUCAUCAACUGUCACGUGGAACACCACCUGUUCCCCUUCCUCUCGGACAACAUGUGUCUCAAGGUAAAGCCCAUCGUGUCCCAGUAUCUGAAGGAGAAGGAGCUCCCAUACCAGGAGGAUAGCUACCUCUCCCGUCUGCAACUCUUCUUUCACAAGUACCAGGAGCUCAUGGUUUUCGCACCACCCAUCACGGAGCUGGUGGGGGUGCAGUGAUGGAGCAGAGAGGUCGAGGAUGAGGCGGAGGACAGGAAACAGGGAAUAUACCAUCUACUAACCCAUGCUGCUAUGUGCAGUCACUGAAUUAAGAGACUGCUACCACUGUCCUACUGUAUCUAGGAGGAUCAUUCUUUAAGUGCACAAACUCCAACUCACUGACAUUAACAUAGCAAUAUAUAUACUGCAAUAUUAAUAAAUGAUUUCUGUCGAAAAACAAUUACAUGAAACAAAUACACUGUAAAUGUAUCUGCACGAUCUAACACUAUAACAUGAUAGGCUAUACCAAUGAUCUUUACUCAAGACAAUGUGUAGUUAAACAACCCACUGCGCACAUAACGGUUGAAUCAAUGUUUUUUUACAUUCAAUUUUAAUUAAAUUAUGUGGAACCUAAGUAGAAUAGACUAAUUGAUGUCUGUGCCCAUUGGGAACAAAAAUAAGGCACUUUAUGGGAUAAAUACACUACCAUUCAAAAGUUUGGGGUCACUUAGAAAUGUCCUUGUUUUUGAAAGUGUCCAUUAAAAUAACAUCAAAUUGAUCAGAAAUACAGUGUAGACGUUAAUGUUGUAAAUGACUAUUGUAGCUGGAAAUGGCAGAUUUUUUAAUGUAAUAUCUACAUAGGUGUACAGAGGUCCAUUAUCAGCAAUCAUAACUCCUGUGUUCCAAUGACACAUUGUGUUAGUGAUAUGUCAUUUUGUAAUCAAUGUUCAUUAAUUUCAAUCAUCUUAAUUGGUCUGAAACCCAGAGUUUGUAAAGUUCUGGUUGAAAUGAAACAGACAGAAUUCCCAGCUCACAAUUGAUCAAAUCCAAGUUUAUUUGCGAGAGGUCUCUCGUGCAUACACAAAGACUUUCCUUUUAUAACAUUCUAACCUACGCACAUACAUACACACUAACAUUUGGAUUCUCUUUUUCUCCUGAAGUCUCACCACAGUUUAUUACCACUCAGCUGACAGUUCCAGUCCCCCUCAGAUACGGGAAACUUGGAGGGGCUCUCCCUGUCCUAUCUCCCCAGAGUUAUAGCUGGGUCGGUUCAAACAUAGGUUAAGGAUCCUCUUUGUUUUCAUUAGGCACACACAUACAUUCCUCUCUUCCCCCCUCCAACCUAGAUGGAGCUGUGUUUAUUAUUUUUUAAUUACUCCUUGUUCAUGCUACAUAACCUCUGAUCCCUAAUGGUUAAGUUUCCAGGUAGAAUUAUCAUGCAUCUUAACCUCUUCGAGAUAGGGGGCGCUCUUUUAAUUUUAGGAUAACGUUCCCGUUUUAAAUAAAGAUAUUUUGUCACGAAAAGA